Messenger RNA from Cryptotermes secundus, 6020 nucleotides. RefSeq names its product ubiquitin-protein ligase E3B. The transcript is spliced from 17 exons. Gene Ontology annotation, molecular function: ubiquitin protein ligase activity; protein binding. NCBI's taxonomy places the organism in Eukaryota, Metazoa, Arthropoda, Insecta, Blattodea, Kalotermitidae. The record is from RefSeq and is a predicted model, not a curated record. Gene Ontology annotation, biological process: protein polyubiquitination; ubiquitin-dependent protein catabolic process. The coding region runs from base 289 to 3477 and encodes 1062 amino acids.
GAGUUUUAUGUUGCUGCUGUUAAGGGAAGAAAUUGGUAAUCAAAAUAAUUAAUUUCGGGAACGAAAUGGUGAGCGGUCCAGAGCGUCGAGAACGUUUAACAAAUUGUAAGUUUGAGCGGAGCAGUAAGUUUUGUCAGGUGUUGAUUUUGUAAUAUGCAGAACUCUUAGAAUGUUGAAAUCUACUGCGGAACUAGAUCGUAUCGUGACAUUUUCUAUCCAUGUACAGAAUAAGGUUCCUUCGAGUGGUAUACCCACAAAAGGAAAUUAGUUUUGGCUACAAAUUUAAAAAUGUUCAAUAAGACUGAGUCAACAAAAGGGAGCUUCCUGAAGCAGACAAAGGCAGCUCGAGAAGAAAGAGCACAUGAGAAGAAAAGGGAAUGGGCCGCUACAAUUAUUCAGGCCCACGUUCGGGGAUGGCUUGCGAGAAGGAAGUUUUCUGGAUGUAUUCUGCAAGAUUUUGACAUGCUGUUUUCAAGUGAAAAUUCAGAGCUUCAGCCAUGUCUGCAAGUUUACCAAGUUGCUUGCCGUUUUAUGCUUGUCUGGAAAAAGGAUCGAGACAAGGAACGCUUCGAAAAGCUUUGCAGGUACCUUGUGUCAAGCCUGGAAUCCAGUUCCAUAAAACUAAGCUACGUUGGAGUUGCGUUGAACAAAGAAUAUGCCAUAGCGUGGAUUGCACAUGUGAAGGACGUCCUGUGGAAAUGCUGUUGUUACUUGGACGAACUUCGGCCAGAAUUUCUGACGGAUAUGCGUGUUAUACUUCUGUACUUGCGCACUUUAGUCACGUUCACCUCGACCAACACUUGGAAUCUCUUGCGUGCAAAGCACAUGGAAGUACUGAAGCCAGGACUCAAUCAACUUUGUGCCAAUGUCCUGGGACAUCUCUUCACAAAGGGAUUCUAUCUUACAUUAAAGUCUCUACUUCUUCGAGGACUUGGAAAGGCAAAGAUUCCAUCAAAACAUGUCUCAGUCUCAGCAGUAUUGACCCUGGCCCUCCGACCUCUGGUGUCUGCUGGUUUUACAGAGAAACUGAUGACAAUGUUCCUAAUUCACAUACUUAGUGUACCUGCGUUGAUACUGCAUAUUCAGGGCCUUGCUCAUGAGUGCAGCAGUGUUCUGGUUGGCCACAAUGUGUUCACAAAGAGUCUUGAGCUGCUGAGUUCGGAGCAGAAUAUGAGGAUUGUGUUCAAUACUUUGGAGGGAAAUUAUGCUCUCUGCCUGCUGGCAAACCUCAUCCAACUUGCGUACAUUCAGAGAGAAGAUGCACUUAAGGAUGUUGCUUUUCCAGCUUUUACUUUUGUAGUGACAAGACUGAUGGAGAGUUGCCAACAUUACGUCGUGACAAAGCAGUCGAACCUGACCUACUGGCAUCCAGUGUUAGGAUGGUUUGCUCAGAGCAUGGGCCAUAGUUUGCAUGAGGCGAUGCCUUUUGUGAAGACACAGCUGUAUAUGCUGUGGAGUGGCCCCAUGGUAUCGCUUCUUCUGGGGCAGACUUUAUCUGAGUUGGUGGAAAACGUCACCGAAAACAGUUCUGAGGGGCCUAGUGCCGGUGGAGGAAGCAGCAAUAUUCUGAAACGAGCUCUGGAUCACCGAUCAAAUCGUACCAAUGCUGCUAAGCACCAUCGUAAACUUGGCAGUCCUGAGUGCACUAAAGUGGCGUUGCUCUGUUCCCUUUACCAGACGGCGCUCGGGACUCUAACACAGCUGAAGCUGGACAUCCUAACAGGCCUGUGUUAUCAGGACAAGAUCCUAUACAAUCUGUGGCUGUUCCUUAACAGCCUCGGUCCCAACUGUGGCCUCAAAGCAUUCCUCGAUCUUCUGGCUGUCAACACAAAAUGUUCUGCUCCUGAAUUCCAGAUGCUGAUACUUUUUUGUGACUGUAUGACACAUUAUGUCACAAUUCUGGAUGACUUGGAAAUGUACGAACAGCAGAAACCAUUCCGGCUGACAGAUUAUGUAAAUAUGUCUACUUUCCUGAACCACUUCCUUUACAAAGGUGUUUUAGGAAAUUUAUUUGAUGUGAAGGGGCUGGGUUCCAACGUACUGUUCCAGUCAGCCCACACUUUGCUUAUGGUACUGUAUCGACGGGACUGCAGACGAAGCUACACCAUAGACAGUCACUGGAUUAUUAAAGAGCUUCGUGUUGGAAGUUUCAUCAGUGACCUCGAAAAGGGCAAGAAAGUGACUCAGGUACUCCUUCAGAAAAUGCCACAUAUCAUUCCCCAUGAGGAGAGGGUUCAGUUGUUUCGAAGAUAUGUGGCAAAUGAGAAGACAGUGCUUGGGCUUACUGAAUCGGCCUGUGUCUCACCACAGUCAACUCUCAUUACUGUGCAUAGGUGUCGCAUUGUGGAGGAUGGGUACAGGCAGCUUGCACUGCUGCCCCCACAGGCUCUGAAAGGAGUGAUCAGGGUCAGGUUCAUCAACGAACAGGGUCUAGAUGAAGCAGGAAUUGAUCAGGAUGGAGUCUUCAAAGAAUUCCUAGAAGAAACAAUAAAGAGAGUGUUUGAUCCAUCCCUAAAUCUGUUUCGAGUGACGAAUGAAGAGAGGCUGUAUCCGUCACCUACAUCGUACAUGCAAGACAAUCAUCUGCAGCUGUUUGAGUUCGUUGGACGCAUGCUUGGGAAGGCUGUUUAUGAGGGCAUCGUAGUAGAUGUUCCCUUUGCUUCAUUUUUCUUGAGCCAGUUGCUGGGGCAACAGCACCAGGCCCUGUACAGUUCCAUGGAUGAACUGCCAUCGCUCGACCGAGAGCUGUACCGCAGUCUCACUUUUGUGAAGCACCACCAGGGUGACGUGCAAGAUUUGGAUCUGACAUUCUCUGUGGAUGAAGACUGCCUUGGGAGGCUGGUUACACAUGAGCUGGUUCCCGGAGGAAAAGCAAUUCCUGUCACCAAUGAGAACAAAAUUAAUUACAUCCAUUUAAUGGCCCACUUCAGAAUGCACACGCAGAUUAAAGAUCAGACAGCUGCUUUCUUCAAGGGCUUCCGCUCACUGAUCAAUCCAGAUUGGCUUGCACUCUUCUCAACACCAGAACUACAGCGACUGAUUUCUGGAGACAAUGUUCCAUUAGACCUCCGAGACUUACGGAAACAUACACAUUACUAUGGUGGUUUCCAUGAUUCUCAUCGCGUUGUUUGUUGGCUCUGGGACAUUCUCGACAAAGAUUUCAGCGAUGAAGAGAGAAGGCUUUUCCUGAAGUUCGUAACGAGCUGUUCCAAGCCACCUCUACUGGGUUUCGCACAUUUGGAGCCACCAUUUUCUAUUCGUUGUGUGGAAGUUGGAGAUGAUGAAGAUACUGGUGAUACGAUUGGAAGCGUAAUUCGUGGGUUUUUCACAAUCAGGAAAAAGGACCCUCAGAAUCGGUUACCAACUUCAUCAACAUGCUUCAAUCUUCUGAAACUUCCCAACUACCAGAAGAAGAGCACAUUACGUGAUAAGCUGCGUUACGCUAUAUCCAGUAAUACAGGCUUUGAGCUUUCGUAACACCUGUGUCAUGUUGGUACCCUGAAAUGGCCCCGCAAAUGUACAUUAAAUUCUAGUACAGUCGUUUCUUUGUUUAACCUCUGGGUUUGAAGUUGCAUUGAGAAGUGGCGGUGUUACUGAGCUGUUUUGAAUUUUACCGAAGUUCAAAUUAUGUAUGUUGUCACAUGUCUUGUUACUUGGAUGUAAGCAUCCAGUAAAUACUUUAAGUUUCUAGAGUCUCCUUUUUAUGUCUGUGUGGACCUCUCCGGUCCCUGCCCAUGUAGGCAGGGGUGUAGAAACCAUUUCUGAAAUGGGGAGGUCAUCCUAUGGCAGAUUUUGUUACCUCCAGAAACUUAUGAUGAGAAUAAUAAUGGCCAAGUGGGCCCCAUAGCUUGAUGUGAGCUCUGAACCAUGGGUAGGGACCUCAUACUCUUUACAUUCCCAAAACUUUUUCUUUGUUGGGAGUGAAAGUUCUGCAGGUAUGCAGAAAAGUCACCAUGUAGAUCUAACCAAGGAUCAUACUCAGGACCCUCUGAAUGAGAGGUCUCCAUCUUACCCAUCUUCCUCCUCCUCCUCCUCUUCUUCCACUGGCACCAUUUCUGCUUUAUUUUGGUCAGUGGAUGAAAAAUCCCCCAGUCUCUUCUUUUGUUCCACAAUGUUUCAUCUUCAUUUCCUUGCCAGCUCUUUCCUCCCUUCUUGAUGUCUUCCAGUACCUGGCUCAGCCAUCUUGACCUGGGUCACCCCGUAGGUCAGUUUCUUGUAAAUUUUAAUUUUGGUGCCGUUCACAGUGCACUUGUUUCAUUCAUCCUUUUUGCAUGGUCAAGUUUUAAUCAGUUCAUUGUUUCAAGAGCAUUAUUGAUAUGCACUUAACUUGCUGAGUAUGGCACAACUUUGCCAGAGACCCAUUAACUCGGUCUCUCAGGCUCCGUAGCUGUGCUGUGUAUGACCCCAGCGGACAGUUCCUAUAUGAUGCAACCCCUCCCUUGGUAUAGAAACUGCGUUCAGACUUUAGGAGGAUCAUGUUACUGCUUCCACCCAUCAAGGUGGACCUGUAACAGUCUGUGAAUGAAAAACAUUUUGACUGUGAUGCCCCUCACCAUGAGAUAGAAAGAGACAGACCUCAUCUGGAGUGGUUUGGAUGGCACAGGUCAGUUACGUGUUAUGUAUGAAGCAUUUUGCACUGCUGAUCUGUCAAGGAAAUCAAGACCAAGUGACAUCAAUAACCGAAACAUCUUAAAAUUGUUUUGCUGUUGCAUAAAACAUAUGCAACAUGGAAACAUGUCUAGAUAAUCUUUGCUGUGCAUGUUACUGAUGCAAAUGCUAUGAACCCUGGACACAGUGUUCACUGUAAGUUGUAAUGGAAACGUGUUUGACUCCAGUAGUUGUUACAUCAGUGUACAAAAUAACUGUUCUCACACUCAACAUUCGCCUUUUUGUGCAGUGUGAAGCUGAAGGCGAGACAGAAGACUCAGAAAUGUCCAGUUUCCAUGCUUGCAGACUUAUGAGUUUGUCCAUAUCAUUUUAAGUUGCAUUUGUAUAAGAAAACAAAUCGAAUGUGAUUCAAAACUGAAAUGACAGUAAGGUUGUUUAGCCUAAUGCAAACUGUUGAACUGUUCAUGCUGAAGUUGGUUCCUGCUUCAGCAUGGGCCACAGAGAUUUGGGCUGCUACUGGAACUGACAGACCUAUGCGUGUAUGGAUAUUUUCACCUGUAGAGUUGUGUGUGUAAUGAAAAUAACAGGUUCUAGUUCAGAUGAUUAGAUUUAUUAGCACUUUGGAUACAAGUUGUCUCUUAAUGACAAUUAAUACAGCACUAUCACUGAUUCACACGCUUUCCAGUCCACUGUUUCAUAUGCACUAGAAUUCCAGUCUUCACUAGCUGUCUCCUGGCAACAGACCUCAACAUAGAAACUAGCAUUUCACUUCUAUUAUUAAGUCUUCUUGUCUUCAGUUACUUCAUACUCCUCUGUCUGAAUUAGUACUCAACUAAUCUUCACAAUUCAAUAAGGACAUGCUCUAUUCUCAUCCUGUACUCUCAAGUACUCUGCCCUCCUGGACUCUAUUUUGUGAUGGUUUUGUGUCCUUCACUCACAGCUUCUCCUCUAUGACUGCAAAUUAUCUUCACUCUCCCCUAUAAAUCUUCAGCAUGGACCUGCAGAAAACCCACCACUUGCUCUCUGUCCACUGUUGUGUUAUGUGACUGCCUACAUGGAAGUGUGUUUACCGAGCCAGUGCCUAGAAAUGGGUUGCAUAACCCCGCUGUUCUAUUGCAUGUAUGUAAUGCAGAGUGUUUAUCAAGCCAUUGCCUGGCAAUGUGUUGACAUGUCACAUAUAUAUAUUGUGACGUGUAGACCCAUUGCCAAGUAACAGCAGUGUAAACAGGUGACAGUACAACAGCCCUUACUAGGGAACAGCUCUGUGAACAUGUUUCCCUAGCAACAAAACAACAUGCAGUAAUGGAAGACACAUUUUCUGUUCGGUCCAUGCCAGGACUAUAUAAUGAGGACUAGUAUUCCAGAGUAGAAUCAGUUGAGAGUUGCAAGUUGCAACUAUGAGAAGUGAGAAG